CAAAACUGAUCUCUCUCUCUUUCGGUGUGAGUUCAGGAAAAUGGCUGAGGCCAGUAUUUCAGUAGAUCAGCUUUCUGUGGACCAGUUCAUGUGUCCAGUGUGUCUGGAUCUCCUGAAGGAUCCGGUGGCUAUCCCCUGUGGUCACAGUUUCUGUAAGGCGUGUAUUAAUGGCUUCUGGGAUCAGAAGGGCGUCUACAGCUGUCCUCAGUGCAGAGAUACUUUCACUACAAGGCCUGUUCUACGCAGAAACAACAUGCUGGCUGAAGUGGUGGAGAAACUGAAGAAGACUGAAGUCCAAGAUGUGGAGUGUGAUUUCUGCACCGGGAGAAAAAACAAAGCCGUCAAGUCCUGUCUGAUGUGUUUGGCUUCAUUUUGUGAAACUCAUCUGAAACCUCAUCUUGAAGUUCCUGCUUUGAAAAAACACACAUUAAUUGAAGCCUCAGCAAAACUCCAAGAGAAGAUCUGCUCUGAACAUAACAAGCUGAUUGAGAUCUACUGUCGUACUGAUCAAACCUGCAUCUGUUAUUUGUGCAUGUUGGAGAAACAUAAAGACCAUGACGCUGUUUCACUUGCAACAGAAAGAGAUGAGAAACAGGGGUGGGUUUCCUGA
This is a messenger RNA of Neoarius graeffei (lesser salmon catfish), 610 nucleotides long. RefSeq names its product E3 ubiquitin/ISG15 ligase TRIM25-like. The coding region runs from base 41 to 610 and encodes 189 amino acids. Gene Ontology annotation, molecular function: zinc ion binding. NCBI's taxonomy places the organism in Eukaryota, Metazoa, Chordata, Actinopteri, Siluriformes, Ariidae. The transcript is spliced from 2 exons. The record is from RefSeq and is a predicted model, not a curated record.